UGUCUUUUUAAAAGGGAGAGUGAAGAGCAAGUCUUGCUCUCCUCUGGGUGGCGGGCACACAAAUUGGACCUUGUUCCUAAUAGUUUGACUUUAGUUAGGAACAAAGUAAAAUCAAGAAAUCUUUGAGCUUUAUCAAGUGGGACAUCAAGGUGACAUGAGGUGGGGUUUAGUGCUCGUGGGGGUUCUGCUGUCUUUUGGUUCUCUGUGUUGGGGGGAGAAGGGCCUGGAUUUCCCCGAAUAUGAUGGACAAGACCGUGUCCAUCAAAUGACCAACAAGAACUACAAGUCUGUGAUGAAGAAAUAUGAUGUCAUGGUGAUCUACUACCACAAACCUGUUGGCGUGGACCGCAUGUCCAGGAAACAGUUUGAGGUGGAGGAACUUGCUUUGGAGUUGCUAACAAGCCCCGCUGCCCUGACCUACCAGCUCGCAGCUCAGGUGCUGGAUGAUUUUGAGGAUGAGGACAUUGGAUUCGGCCUGGUGGAUUCAAAGAAAGACAUUGCUGUUGCUAAGAAGCUGGGUCUGAAUGAGGUGGACAGCAUCUACAUCUUUGCUGAUGACGAGAUCAUUGAGUAUGAUGGAGAGCUGGCGGCUGACACACUGGUGGAAUUUCUCUAUGACGUGAUUGAGGAACCUGUGGAGAUCAUCAGUAAUGAGAGAGAGCUCAAAGGCUUUCAUAACAUUGAGGAGGAUAUUAAACUGAUGGGCUUCUUCAAGAGCGAGAAAUCUCGAUACUUCAUUGAGUAUGAUGAUGCAGCUGAGGAGUUUCACCCCUUCAUCAAGUUCUUUGCCACAUUUGAGCCAAAAAUUGCUAAGAAAUUAAACAUGAAGCUGAAUGAGGUGGAUUUCUAUGAGCCCUUCAUGAAUGAACCUGUCACCAUCCCCGGCAAACCCUACACUGAAGACGACCUCAUAAACUACAUUGAGGAGCACAACAGACCGACUCUAAGGAAACUGGAGCCCCACAGUAUGUAUGAGAUCUGGGAAGAUGAUAUUAACGGACAGCACAUUGUCGCCUUUGCGGAGGAGUCCGACCCCGACGGUUAUGAGCUCCUGGAGAUUCUGAAAGAAGUGGCUCAAGAAAACACAGAGAACCCAAACCUGAGCAUCAUCUGGAUUGAUCCUGAUGACUUCCCACUGCUGGUGCCAUACUGGGAGAAGACCUUCGGCAUUGACCUCUCGUCUCCUCAGAUUGGCGUAGUGGAUGUGGAGGACGCUGACAGUGUGUGGAUGGAGAUGGAUGACGAGGAGGACAUGCCCACUGUUGAAGAGCUUGACACCUGGAUCAAAGACGUGAUAGCAGGAAAAAUCAGUCCUGAUGAUGAUGAAGAAGACAACGAUGACAAUGACGACGACGAUGACAACGAUGAUGAUGAUCAUAAGGACGACAACAAUGACGACGACGACGAUGAUGACAACGAUGAUGAUGAGGAGGACGACGACAAUGAUGAUGACAACGAUGACAAUAAUGACGACGAUGAUGACGAUGACAACAAUGAUGACGAUGAUGAUGAUGACAACGAUGAUGAGUAAAUUCUUGACUCCAUUUCAGACAUCACUUCAUUGUUAUAUGCACACGUCAAUGACAUUCAUCAGCAUCGGUUUAGCUUAGAACUUGUCCAUCUUUCCAUGUCACCAUCACCAACUGAACUCUCAUGGACUCUAGAAGACACAUCAUUUUGUCAUGUCUGAGGAAAUGUCUCAUUGUUUAACUUCUCUGCAUGGUCAGUGAUCAUGAGUAUGACAACUUAUUCAUCUGGAACAAAUCCUCAUAUCAGGGAUCACUGUACUUGUUCAUGAAAAAGCAUUCUGUUUUUCUGCUCUUAUACUUGGAAUACUUAAGUGAACAACAACAUGUUUUGUUAUUUUUUUUAAUUAUUUGAUACUUUUAUGAGAGCAGAGUAAAUGAUGCUCACUGGAAAGUCUUAGCCUUCCAACAUCUGGAAUGUCAAAAUGAAAAUGUAAAAGAGAAAUACAACAAGAAGAGUCAGAGAAACAAGUUGUCAAUGUGUCGUCUUUUCUGUGAGUUUGGUGUCAGCGUCAGUGAGCCUUGGGCACCGAUGACCCUGUUGUCGGUUAAUCGGUGGACUACUUUUGGUAGAUACUAACCACUGCAUACCGGGAACACCCCACAAGACCUGCCAUUUAGGAGAUGUUCUGACCCAUCACAAUUUGGCCCUUGUCAAAAUCACUCAGAUCCUUACAAUUGCCCAUUUUUCCUGCUUCCAACACAUUAAAUUCAAGAACUUACUGUCCACUUGCUGCCUAAUAUAU
Molecule: messenger RNA, 2272 nt
Organism: Myxocyprinus asiaticus (Chinese sucker)
Lineage: Eukaryota; Metazoa; Chordata; Actinopteri; Cypriniformes; Catostomidae
Product: calsequestrin-1-like
Exons: 12
Coding region: 155-1531 (458 amino acids)
Biological process (GO): regulation of skeletal muscle contraction by regulation of release of sequestered calcium ion
Cellular component (GO): sarcoplasmic reticulum lumen
Molecular function (GO): calcium ion binding
Source: RefSeq, a predicted model, not a curated record